UAUGGACUCUCCUAAACGUUGCUAGGUCUUAUUUGUGAGUUGGUGUAGUCUUUCAUGUUUAGAUUGAGCCACAUCUCUGUCUGUUGAAUGUCCACAAUGUGUUUGAAGAUACAAACAAGUCAUUUUCUAAUUGUCCUUUUCUUCGCAUUGUUAAACUUAGGCCUGUACAUGUUCCCAAACUACACGAAUACAUCUAAGACUGCACCUAUGACUACACUAGACAGACAUUCCAACACUCAGUGUAAGACUACAGCUAGCCUUCAGUUAGACAGACAUUCCAACACUACGAAUAGAUCGUGUCUGUACCUAUCCACAUCGUUCACAGGACGUAUUGGUAAUCAGAUGUUUAUCUACGCCACCAUGGUGGGCUUAGCCAGGGCGCAGAAUAGGAUGCCAUUUAUCAACACAGGGGGUGAUCUGCUGACCAUUUUUCCGAUCACCAACAUACGAACUGAUAUCAACACAACUGGAUGGAGUGUCAUUGGUGAAUCAGGCUAUGCCACAUUUGACUCAAAAUUUAUGAAUCUUCCUCAAAGAAAUCUGACCUUAGCGGGCUAUUUACAAAGCUGGAGAUAUUUUCUACACGCUCAAGAUGAAAUUAGGCGGGAAUUUACUUUCGUACCUUCCAUACAGAAAGAAGCAGACGCUGUACUUGCAAGUUGUAGAUCACAACUACAGAAUCACGUGAUAGUCGGCGUGCACGUUCGACGUGGUGACUUUGUCCUAGAUCAUAAACAGAAAUUCGGCUACGGAGUUGCGAAUGCGUCAUAUUUUGUCAAAGCCUUCGCUAAAAUAAGGUCAUUACUACCCAAUCAAAACAUAACAUUUCUGGUGGCGAGUGACAACUUGACUUGGUGUAAGGACAACAUAAAAGAUACAAGCGUUACAUUUUUACCCGAGAGGGAUCGAGGAAUUCACUUCGCCAUUUUGUCCAGCUGUGAUCACGUGAUCUUGACAAGCGGAACGUUUGGCUGGUGGAUUGCCUGGCUGGCCAACGGAAUUAGUAUUUAUUUUGAAGGUUAUAUUAAAAAAGACUCGCCCUUGGAGGCUGGGUUUACUUCUCGCGAUUAUUAUCCGCUUGGUUGGAUAGGCUUGGGGAAUUAAAUCAUUUUGUUGGAAAGAAAGACAUGUGACAAUAAAAGA
Messenger RNA from Biomphalaria glabrata, 1143 nucleotides. Its product is annotated as galactoside alpha-(1,2)-fucosyltransferase 2-like. Bases 88 to 1104 code for a protein of 338 amino acids. Gene Ontology annotation, biological process: carbohydrate metabolic process. Lineage: Eukaryota; Metazoa; Mollusca; Gastropoda; Planorbidae. The record is from RefSeq and is a predicted model, not a curated record. Gene Ontology annotation, cellular component: membrane. The transcript is spliced from 4 exons. Gene Ontology annotation, molecular function: galactoside 2-alpha-L-fucosyltransferase activity.